AUGACUCCAACUCCCUUAUUGAACAUACUCAUUGAAAAAAAGCUAAACGGAAAUGAAUAUAAGGAAUGGACAAGGAACUUGAUGAUUGUCCUAAGCUAUGAGAAACUAAAGAUAGUCCUUGAUAAUAAAUGCCUUUCAGCCACUCAAGCGAAGGCUAGAAAAUGUCAGGAGGAGUUUGAUGAGAUUGCUCGUUGCUAUAUGCUGGAAAGCGUGGCUAACACCCUUUAUAAGAAACUAGAGAGCUGUAAGGCUGCCAAAGAGAUUCUAGACAAACUUGAAGACAUGUUCGGAGGCCAAGCUACCUUAGCUUAA
Molecule: messenger RNA, 312 nt
Organism: Gossypium raimondii (Peruvian cotton)
Lineage: Eukaryota; Viridiplantae; Streptophyta; Magnoliopsida; Malvales; Malvaceae
Exons: 1
Coding region: 1-312 (103 amino acids)
Source: RefSeq, a predicted model, not a curated record